CUGAAUAGGGAGGGGGCAACUUUCACAGCCACAACACCCUGUAGCUUCCGCAGGAUGUCAACACGCGUUAAAUCUUUCUUCUAUCUGUUUGAGUCAAAGCUGUCUGAUAGCGGGGUGCGGAUUCUCGCCGAUUUUAGUCUCCUUUUCCUCACUGUGGUUUGUCUGCUCGCCGCCAUUUUUAGGGAACUGCCUAAUCCAAGAAGAGAAACUUUGCUGGUAGCUACGAGCGAGCUAGUUAGCUAGUAGCUUGCUCUGGCAGCCAGUUAAGGCUUGACAGUCAACUCAUCUUGUCUGGCGCGGGAUAUAAAUAAUUUCUGCGGGAUAUACAUGACAGAAGCUACAGGAGCAAGAUAUAUGUGAAGCGUUCGUGGUGAAGACAGCGUGACUGCUGCCAGCUUUGAACAAUCGUACUGCUGUUGUGACAUUAGCGAGCUAGCUAAGUUAGCCUCACUGAUUUCCCUGCACUGACUCGACUGUGAUUUUAGCCACUUUACUCUGCCGUGUACACGACGAAUGGCUUAACUCUCCUUCCGUUCUUCACUCCUCGACCCGCUUGGACUCAUUUUAUACCGAGGUGUCCAUGUGCUGCAUCUUUAUGCUCACCUAUUACUGCAGAUGAAUCUUCAGCUCCUUCGGCGUCGCUCAUCGCCCAGAUAGUCCCAUCACCCUUUGUGUGGGUGAUAAGGGGCUGCAUUGACGAAGAUGCCCUCGUCUGUAAGGGCAGGGAGUCUGAAGGAUCCAGAAGUAGCUGAUCUCUUCUUCAAAGAGGAUCCAGAGAAGCUUUUCUCUGACCUCAGAGAGAUUGGACAUGGCAGCUUUGGCGCAGUCUACUUUGCACGGGAUGUGCGCACCAAUGAGGUGGUGGCCAUUAAGAAAAUGUCUUACAGUGGAAAACAGUCAAAUGAGAAAUGGCAGGACAUUAUUAAGGAGGUGAAGUUUCUCCAGAAGAUCCGGCACCCCAACAGUAUAGAAUACAAGGGUUGCUACCUCCGUGAGCACACAGCAUGGCUGGUGAUGGAAUACUGUCUCGGUUCUGCGUCUGAUUUACUAGAAGUUCAUAAAAAACCACUGCAAGAAAUAGAAAUUGCUGCCAUUACACACGGUGCUUUGCAGGGGCUGGCAUACCUUCAUUCACACAAUAUGAUUCACAGGGAUGUCAAGGCAGGGAACAUCCUGCUAACUGAGCCUGGGCAGGUCAAACUGGCAGACUUUGGAUCUGCUUCCAUUGCCUCACCAGCCAAUUCAUUUGUAGGAACACCAUAUUGGAUGGCGCCGGAGGUGAUUCUAGCCAUGGAUGAGGGCCAGUAUGAUGGGAAAGUGGAUGUCUGGUCUUUAGGGAUUACCUGUAUAGAAUUAGCGGAGAGGAAGCCCCCAUUGUUUAACAUGAAUGCAAUGAGUGCCUUAUACCACAUAGCGCAGAAUGAGAGCCCUGCACUGCAAUCCAGUGAAUGGACGGAUUACUUUCGAAACUUUGUAGAUUCUUGCCUUCAGAAAAUCCCCCAGGACAGACCACAUUCUGAUGACAUGCUGGGUCAUGCAUUUCUGCAACGUGAGCGUCCAGACACUGUGCUGAUGGACCUUAUUCAAAGAACCAAGGAUGCAGUGCGAGAGCUGGACAACUUGCAGUACCGCAAAAUGAAGAAGAUCCUCCUUCAAGAGGCCCACAAUGGACCCACAGCAGAAGCCCAGGAUGUAGAUGAGGAGCUUGAGCCUGGUGGAGGUCGCAUGGGAACAGUGAACAGUGUUGGUAGCAAUCAGUCAAUCCCAAGCAUGUCCAUCAGCGCCAGCUCUCAGAGCAGCUCUGUCAAUAGUCUGAACGAAGCGGCCCAGGACAGUCGCAGUGAGCUGGACCUGAUGGAGGGAGACCACACAGUCAUGUCCAACAGCUCGGUCAUACACCUCAAGCCGGAGGAAGAGGAAAGCUACUGUGAGGACCAGGCAGCCAGCAGUCAACCCUCUGAACCUCAGCCACCGCCAGCUCAGGCCCCUAGGAAGCACUACCGCAACAGAGAGCACUUUGCCACAAUACGCACAGCAUCACUUGUGACCCGUGAAAUGCAGGAGCACGAGCAGGACUCUGAGCUACGGGAACAGAUGUCAGGAUACAAACGCAUGAGACGGCAACAUCAGAAGCACCUUUUGGCUCUGGAGAACAAGUUGAAGGGGGAGAUGGAUGAACACAGGCUCAGGCUAGACAAAGAGCUGGAGAGUCAGAGGAGCAACUUCACACAGGAAAUGGAAAAACUGCUCAAAAAGCACCAAGCAGCUCUGGAAAAAGACCUAAAGACAUUUGCCAAUGAUGAAAAGAAGUUCCAGCAGCACAUCCAGGUGCAACAGAAAAAGGAGCUCAGCAGUUUCUUGGAAUCACAGAAACGGGAAUAUAAGCUACGCAAAGAGCAGCUAAAAGAGGAACUGAGUGAGAACCAGUCCACGCCAAAGAAGGAGAAGCAGGAGUGGCUGUCUAAGCAGAAGGAGAACAUUCAGCACUUCCAGGCGGAGGAGGAGGCCAAUCUUCUGCGACGACAGCGACAGUACCUGGAGCUUGAGUGCCGGCGUUUCAAACGCAGGCUCCUUAUUGCCAGGCACAACGUGGAGCAGGAUCUGGCCAGAGAGGAGCUGAACAAGCGGCAGACACAGAAGGACCUGGAACAUGCCAUGCUGCUCAGGCAUCAUGAAUCAAUGCAAGAGCUUGAGUUCCGGCACCUGGGGAUGAUUCAAAAGGCAAGGGCUGAGCUGAUCCGGACCCAGCACCAGACGGAGCUCACAAACCAGUUGGAAUAUAAUAAGAGGAGGGAGAGGGAGUUGAGACGCAAGCAUGUCAUGGAAGUCCGACAGCAACCCAAGAGCCUCAAGUCUAAGGAGCUUCAAAUCAAGAAGCAGUUCCAGGAAACAUGUAAAACCCAGACAAGGCAAUACAAGGCCCUCAGGAACCAUCUGCUGGAAACCACACCCAAGUCUGAUCACAAGGCCGUCCUCAAAAGACUGAAGGAGGAGCAGACCAGGAAGUUGGCCAUUCUGGCUGAGCAGUAUGACCACUCCAUCAACGAAAUGCUCUCCACGCAGGCUUUGCGAUUAGACGAGGCUCAGGAGGGGGACAGUCAGGUUUUGAAGAUGCAGCUGCAGCAGGAGCUGGAGUUACUCAACGCCUACCAGAGUAAGAUCAAAAUGCAAACGGACGCCCAGCAUGACAAAGAAAAGAGGGAACUGGAGCAAAGGGUGUCUCUGCGACGGGCUCUACUCGAGCAGAAAAUUGAGGAGGAGAUGCUCGCCUUGCAGAACGAGCGCCUGGAACGAAUCCGCUCACUGUUGGAACGCCAGGCCAGAGAAAUCGAAGCUUUCGACUCGGAGUCCAUGCGGCUUGGCUUCAGCAACAUGGUGCUCACUAACCUGGCGUCCGAUUCCCAGGGAGGCUGGGGGGGGGGAGGUGGUGGAGCUCAGGGAGGAAGCCAUUGGCCCAGGGGCGGCGGAGGAGGCGGCCACCACAGCCAUCACCACCAGGGGGGCUCCAGCUCUCAGCAGCCCUGGGGACACCCCAUGCUGGCUGGGGGCCCUCCCCCCUGGAGCCUCCACCACCCUGGGGGAGGCAGUCAACGGGGAAGUGGAGGAGGUGCAGGCGGGGUGAGGAACAGCCCACAGGCUGUGAGGAGGACGUCAUCAGGGGGGAGGAGUGAUCAGGGCAUGAGCCGGAGUGCCAGCAUCACGUCUCAGAUUUCCAACAGCUCCCACCUGUCAUACACCUAAAUCACACUCAACACAAUAUUAGUCUUAAAACUCAGUUCAGAUGCACAGAAAGAAAAGUGCACGCACACACUGUACAUGCAUUUUGUUUUUAACAGAACCAUUGAAACACACUGAUCAGUACUGAGACUCGGUUUCCUUUCACCCAGUUUUGUCCCAUUAUACGGGUCUGUGGAACUCAAGCAGCUUUGAGACCAAUCCAUGACAGCUGAGGGCUGCAUACAAUAUGCCAAUAGUGCAUUUGUGUCAUUUUUAAAGUAACCUACAGUGCUGCUGUACCUUUUUAUUUGCCAUGUUAGUCUCUGUUGCCAUAGACAUUCUGAAUAUAUGUUGUGAAUUUAAUAAGGACUUUAACUGCAGUACUGGUCUUCAGUGUCAGUUUCACAUUUUUACAAGAUUAGCCGUAUUAAAACAUUGUUUGGAAUCAAGCUUCGGUGAGAGAAAUCCCCUUUUCCAUAAAUUGCUUUCAACAUGUAUAUUGCUGAUGAUAUUUUCAAAGUUUUAUAGUGACUGUUUACCAAUGUCACACGGUAGUAAACAAACAAGCUGCAAUUCUUGACCGAAAUUUUGGAAUCACCACAAUUACAGCAAAUAAGUCGGAUGCAACAGAAAACAAGAUUUGUUCAGUAGCUGAACACUUAAAUGGAUUUUUAAA
Messenger RNA from Thalassophryne amazonica, 4393 nucleotides. RefSeq names its product TAO kinase 1b (gene taok1b). Gene Ontology annotation, molecular function: protein kinase activity; ATP binding. The record is from RefSeq and is a predicted model, not a curated record. The transcript is spliced from 21 exons. Gene Ontology annotation, biological process: protein phosphorylation; execution phase of apoptosis. Bases 703 to 3741 code for a protein of 1012 amino acids. Lineage: Eukaryota; Metazoa; Chordata; Actinopteri; Batrachoidiformes; Batrachoididae.